CACACGGACGCCACGGCGCCACUACGUGUUCGCCUUCGUGGAAUCCGGGACACAGGAGUGCCGCAGCAACUGCACUCGUCCACCUAGAAUCGGUGAUGGUAUCUGUUUUGAGUUCUGUGGCUCCGAGGCUAUGUCGUUUGCUACAUCGUCGUGCGAAUACAUAAGGCAAGAAGCAAUGGUGUCUUUCCUUCCUUACCUAUUCGCAGCCUCUCCCACUUUCUCCCUGUCUGCCUUUCCACUCAUUACUGAAUCGCGGUUUGUUCCCCGCUAUCACGCACCCGUCGCCUCAGUUCCGCAAGUAAUCGACUGCCCCAAUCGCACGACUAUUGAAGUCAUGGCCCGCACCCUCGCUAUCGUUCUCAUCUCCCUUCUCUCGCUCGUCCUCGCGCCCAUGACGAUGGCCGGUCCCAUCCCCCUCACCCCUUCGCCCAUCUCUUACGCGAGCCCCUCGAGCGACACAGCAGCUCCGACACUCGCUUUCACUCUCGGUCCAGGCCCUCUUCCGCACCCUUCCGCGUCCACACAAGCGGCACCAUCGUCGUCGAGCCCGGUGCUUGAGAUGGACUGGCUGAGCUGAAUGAGCAGACCGACCGUAAGCGACUCCACAUUUUGAGAUGAGCGGUUGAGAGCCGACUUGUGCUGAGCAUACAUGCAACCCUUUAGGCGAUACUUCACCCCCGUCGGCUCGCACGCCGACACGACUCCUUGUCUCCCUUGUACCAUCCAUCGUCAAG
Molecule: messenger RNA, 734 nt
Organism: Dichomitus squalens LYAD-421 SS1
Lineage: Eukaryota; Fungi; Basidiomycota; Agaricomycetes; Polyporales; Polyporaceae
Exons: 4
Coding region: 131-577 (148 amino acids)
Source: RefSeq, a predicted model, not a curated record